Messenger RNA from Ordospora pajunii, 483 nucleotides. RefSeq lists its product as uncharacterized. The transcript has a single exon. The coding region runs from base 1 to 483 and encodes 160 amino acids. The record is from RefSeq and is a predicted model, not a curated record. Lineage: Eukaryota; Fungi; Microsporidia; Ordosporidae.
AUGAAACUUGGUUUUGGAAGAUUUUUAAAAGAAGAUGCAAAAAGCAUCAACAUGCUGAUUCUGUCGAUGAUUCUGGGAGUUGGUGCAUACUACAUGCAGCCAUCAAGACACUCACUGAUCAUAACUACAAGAACAAUAGCACCGUAUCGCUUAGACUCAUUCCCGUUUGAGCAGAAAGGCCCUUAUGGAAUGUCGAUGAGCCCAGUACUGUUUGCAAAGCCCGUAACCAAACAACUCGAGCUACAGAGACCAUUUGAUGCGAUUGCGAAAAUCAAUAGUGAAGGUGAAAGCAUAAAUAACGAUAAAGAAGCAAAAGGCAGCAUUAAGCACAACAGCAUCAAGGACAUGCUGAUGGCAAGCACAAUAUGCAAGAUAUUCUUCUAUAUUGUUGCGGCGGUGCUGAUCUUUUCGAUCGGUUACCAAACAAGAAAGUACAACGAGGGAGGAACAUAUGUGCGAUUGCCAACAAAGAGCUCUAACUAG